Messenger RNA from Exophiala xenobiotica, 1815 nucleotides. RefSeq lists its product as uncharacterized. Gene Ontology annotation, molecular function: oxidoreductase activity. NCBI's taxonomy places the organism in Eukaryota, Fungi, Ascomycota, Eurotiomycetes, Chaetothyriales, Herpotrichiellaceae. The record is from RefSeq and is a predicted model, not a curated record. The coding region runs from base 1 to 1761 and encodes 586 amino acids. The transcript has a single exon.
AUGUCGUCUCAAAAACCAUUGAAUCCCCAAGAUGGCCGCAAGAAGAAGAUUCUCAUUGUGGGCGCCGGAGCAGCAGGAAUGUCUUGCGCCCAUCAUCUCAGCCAGUCUCCAGACAAGUACGACAUCACCCUGAUUGAUGCAGUCGACUACUGCGGUGGCCAGGCAUUCUCCAUCCCGUUGAACAAGGAGCGUCAUGGCGCCAGCUGGUUCAACCAGGGUGUCCAAGGAGGCAGCUACAUCUUCCAUCAUACACUCACCAUGUUCGCCCAGCAAGGCUACCAUGCUGAUCCAGUCAAUCUGCAAGUCUCCUUCGGCAAGGACAACACUUUUUGGACGAACGUAUUCCCUACCGACUUGAUCGCGCGACAUCAAAAAGAAGUCAAACGACUUGCAUUCGCCCUCAAAUUUAUGCGUUGGUUUGAGAUCUUCUUUGCCUUGAUUCCAAUGAAGGUCUUCUUCAAGUUGUGGAUGUUCUCGGAUGAGUUCACCAAUACUGUUGCUUUACCAAUGGUUGCAUUGUUCCUCGGCACUGGUAACUACGCUCCCGAGGUGCCCACCAUGAUGCUUGAACGACUCUGUACGAGUCCUACAUACGGCAUGUGGUACCCCUUUGACUCGAAGACCAUUGCGAGCAAUAAGCCACCGAUGGUCGUAUUCCCUAACUUUUCCGAGUUCUACGAAACAUGGCGCAAGGACCUCGUCGCACGUGAGGUCAACGUCCGCCUCUCCACCGAACUCGUGGCCGUGUUGAAGCGAGACAAGUCUGGUGUCAUAGUGUCGAUGAAGAAGCGUACCCCUGUUCCUGACCACCACAACCCUCUCGACGGCGAUCGGGAUGCGCCAACGUUCGAAGAGCACUACGACGAACUGGUUCUCUGCUGUCUCGCCGAUACGGCCAAGCGCGUGCUCAGUCGCACUUCGUCCUGGCGCGAACGCAAGGUCCUGGGUUCUGCGAAGUUCUCAGACGACAUCACCAUCACUCACACUGAUUCCGACUACAUGAAGAAACACUAUCAGAACUUCUACGACGACUCUUUGGCCGUCAAGUCUCUUUCUGGCAGUGACCAGACUGCACGCUGCGAUGCCGCCAGACAGAAUUUCCGACCCAUGUACUAUAUCAAGAUGUAUGAGAAGGACCUCUCCAAGCUGGAGAUGUGCUUCGACACAACGAACUAUCAGUGCCAGUUUCCCCAGAACGUGCCGUUUGAAGACCACGUGUUUCAGACGAUUUACCUGAACAAAGGGCGUGAUGGACACCUGUGGACCGACAACGAGAUUGACGAGUCGAAGAUAAUCCGCAAAGAUUGGUGGCAUCAGUUGUGUCACAGCUAUACUCACUACCUCUUCGUCGUGCCAUGGAUGAUGUUCCUCCAGGGAAGGAGGAGAGUCCGAUAUGCUUCGAGCUGGACUAUGGUCAACGCCCAUGAAGUGGCGAUCAUGUCGGGCAUUGCUGCUGCUGUGGACUUGGGAGCCGAGUAUCCUGAGGAUCUGGAGAAUGAUAAGUUUGCGUUCUUGUCUUUUAGACUGUAUUAUCUGCUUGUGUACGGCAAAUGGUACAGACGUAAGUACUCAAAGAAGGGACGGGCAGAAAGCCAAAAGGCCAAAGAGGGCGCGUCAUGGGCAAGUGGGCUGUAUGGGAGCGUAUACAAGGGACCGGGAGUGGUUGAAGGUGAACGGACAACCUGGAACGAAGAGAUGAAGAUGGGCCGGAGUACGGGGAAUUUAGCUGAUGAUAACACCAAGACCAGGAGCCAGCCCUGAACCGGAGGUUGAUGAUGGCUUGGGAGCGAUGAUUGAUACUUGAAUGCUUUCUUU